UUUACGGUGUGUGAACUUAUUAUGAACUCGUCUGACUGAACCAAGGGCAAAGUAGCCAUUUACUAACGCUGCAUUUCAAGGAUGUGUCGUUAAGAGACCCUACUAUUAGUAAGGCCUUAAGAACGGACAUGGCCAACUCUUUGAGGAGUGAGGUUUUAACGUUGUACAGGAAUCUACUACAUCUGGGACGGGAAUACCCCAAAGGAACAGACUACUUCAGGGAAUGUCUGAAAAGUGCCUUUAUGAAGAACAAAGAUGUCAAAGAUCCCACUGAGAUCAGAAAGCUUGUUGACCAAGGAGAGUGUGUAAUUAAGGAACUUGGGACUCUGUAUUAUCUCAGGGAGUACAGAGACAUGAAGAAGAUCUACCACAAAAGGGAAUUGUUAUCCUUGCUGAACAUAGGGAGAUCAACAGACUAAUAGGCUAGAUAUUGGGCUGCUAAAUCGUAAA
This is a messenger RNA of Esox lucius (northern pike), 450 nucleotides long. RefSeq names its product electron transfer flavoprotein regulatory factor 1. Gene Ontology annotation, cellular component: mitochondrion. The transcript is spliced from 3 exons. Lineage: Eukaryota; Metazoa; Chordata; Actinopteri; Esociformes; Esocidae. Gene Ontology annotation, biological process: respiratory electron transport chain. The record is from RefSeq and is a predicted model, not a curated record. Bases 129 to 419 code for a protein of 96 amino acids.